UUUCUUUCAAAGUAGGGCAGCGUUUCAGCUCUGUUGGCCAUCCAUUGGUCAGUGAUCUUUAAAAAGCGUUGUUUCUUGAUGGCAUCAUUGCUGGCCAGCAUGGGUUGGAUGAUGCAAACUAUCAACGACUGGUUCUGGUGGGACCGCUUAUGGCUGCCGUGGAAUUCCACAUGGGCAGAUCUGGAGGAUAGAGAAGGGCUUGUCUACGCCAAGGCCUCUGACCUCUAUGUUACUGUGCCCUUUUCAGUAGGAUUCCUCAUUGUUAGAUACCUGUUUGAGAGGUUAAUAGCCACACCACUUGCUGCAUCUCUUGGGGUCAGGGAAAAAGCCAGGCACAAAGUAGAACACAUUCCCAUAUUAGAACUUUACUUCACCGCCCAGUCUAAGAAUCCAGGACAGACGGAUAUUGAAGGCCUGUCCAAAAAGUGCAGUUUGACAAACAGGCAGGUGGAGCGCUGGUUCAGGAGGAGGCGAAACCAUGAGCGUCCGGGGGUCCUGAAGAAAUUUAGGGAGGCCAGUUGGAGAUGUGUCGUCUACCUUUUUGCUUUCCUAGGAGGAAUACUUGCACUGCAUGAUAAACCCUGGUUUUACGAUCUUAAGGAAGUGUGGGUUGCUUAUCCAAAACAGUCGAUGCUCCAAUCACAAUACUGGUAUUACAUACUGGAGAUGAGCUUCUAUUGGUCCCUUCUUCUCAGCAUUACAUUUGAUGUUAAACGAAAGGAUUUCAAAGAACAAAUUGUCCAUCAUUUAACCACCUUGGCUCUUCUGGCCUUCUCUUGGUGUGCUAACUACAUCCGCGUUGGUUGCUUAGUUAUGCUCGUCCACGAUGCUUCUGAUGUAUUUCUGGAGUCUGCUAAGUUAUUCAAUUAUGCCAAAUGGGAGAAAACCUGCAACACCAUCUUUGUAAUGUUUGCCAUAGUAUUCAUGGUGACCCGACUUAUAAUUUUUCCAUUCUGGAUCAUCCAUUGUACCUGGGUCUACCCACUAGAUUACACUCCUCCUUUUUUUGGAUAUUACCUCUUCAAUGUCAUGUUAGUCAUCCUUUUGCUGCUACACAUCUUCUGGGCCUACCUGAUACUUCGCAUGCUGAAAAAGUUCCUCUUUGGCAGUCUGACCAAAGAUGAGAGGAGCGACAAUGAAGAAGAGGAGGAUGACGAAGAAGACAGUACCACGACGGAGGACCAUGAUGGACAUCAGAAGGUUUUAAACGGCAACAGAGGGGGAAGUGUAGGGAACCAUCACUGAUGGCUGACACUGAGACUCAGAGACACUUCUGAAGAGUGCCACCUCUUAAGACUGUUGGACCUGUGGACCAGAUACAGGCCUGUGCAGUGGUGAAGCUUGGAAAAAAAAAAUAUACUGGCAUAAUAACAACAAUACAUCACACAUAUGAUUUAUGACUUUGGACAGCAUGCUAAUAGUUUGUUGAAAAACAAAAACUCCUUCAAUAAUAGUUUUAACUAGACAUGAAACAGUUUUGUACAGUGUUAAUGGAGACACUUUGUGGCUUGGCUCAAAUUCUGUGUCCAAACACUUUGUCCUGAUGAAAACAGUGUUAGCCAUGGCAUAGCAGCAUAUCAAAUGUCUGCUAAAUGGUCAAGACCAGAUGAAGAACCCACAGAGAAUAGCUAACAGUUUCAUUACAGUUUUAGAAACCCUAAGUAACAAAUCCCAUACUAUCUGUGUGCUUUACAUUAACCUCUGCAACUAGGAGACCCCAACUGACAAUGUGAAAGUAAAUGUUACAUUGUUUGUUUGUUUUUGUCCCCAGAUGAUAAUUUACAGUGCAUUCUCAGGUGUAUUUAGCUCUCCUGCUGAGAACAAUAACACACUGUAAGGGGCAUCAUCCAUCCACCAAUUGUUUCUCCUCUAAGCAUGAACCAUGUAAAAGCCCAUUUAGGUAAUUGGUGAGGUAACCAGUUAUCUCUUUGACUGUCCUUCCCUUACCGUCACCAGGCAAAAGUUGUGUUUUUACAGUACAUUAUGGUCAUUCCCACGUAGGGAUAGUUUACUUUACAAGCUUUUUUCUUUUACCCCUCUUUGUCCUAAGUUUGGAAUGUAUAAAUCCCUGCUCCGCCUUAAGUACUGGACAUGGCUGACCCUUAAGCCAUUCUUGGAGAAUGAGGACUAAUGCAUGUCUCUUGUAAUACCUGUGAGGUUGGACACUGCUGAAGCAUGGUAACUGGGACGGUAUCCUUUCCAUCAUUCCCUCACAGAACAUGGCUGCUUAUGUUAUUUACAACACCUGGCCCGGCUGAUGGUAACACAAAUAUUCAAACUUACAACCUCUGCAAUGGUUGUGCAGUGUAAUUUACCACUCCACCACAAGAACCCUGGCAAUUCUGUUUUAACCAAAUUUUCAAAAGAGUUGUGUCUUAGUAAUGUUUAAAGGACAUUUAAAGGACAUUCAUGAGAGAGUGAAUGGAUAUAACACAUAUAAGCAAAACCCACUAUGCCAUACUAUGAAUAAUGAAGACAUGUGUCACUGAAGGGCAUUUUCUUUUUAUUAUGAAGUGUUUUAGUAAAAAUAAUU
Molecule: messenger RNA, 2533 nt
Organism: Chanos chanos (milkfish)
Lineage: Eukaryota; Metazoa; Chordata; Actinopteri; Gonorynchiformes; Chanidae
Gene: cers3a
Product: ceramide synthase 3a
Exons: 11
Coding region: 79-1245 (388 amino acids)
Biological process (GO): ceramide biosynthetic process
Cellular component (GO): membrane
Molecular function (GO): sphingosine N-acyltransferase activity; DNA binding
Source: RefSeq, a predicted model, not a curated record